AUGGGUAUCAGAUGUCCACGUGCCUAUAUAGAAAUACCGCCACAAGACAUCACACCUCAUCCUGAAUAUACUAGAUUCGGUGUAGGCAAUAGUCUCGCUUUGAUCAAACUUAUUCGGCCAUUGAAGUCUCACUACAUGGUACCGAUAUGUUUACCAACGAUUCAAGAACGAGCGAAAAAGAAGAAACAAAAGUCCGUGUUUCUGGUUGAUUACAUUAGUACUGUUCCAAGAGAUUUUGAUUCGGAACGAUUAGCCAAGAAAACUCUGAAGUUGUACACUCAUAGGGAAUGUAAACAGCAUCGAAUGAAAGCGAGACUAGGUAGUGAAGGAGUCACGCAUGUUCUGUGUAGUUCAGGAUGUGGUGUCCGGCCUGGUGCGACCAUAAUCAGUCACUCAUCAGAUGGACCAUUCGAGCUAAUCGGAGUGGCAGCGGGUGGAGCUCCUUGCCAUCGCCGGUCCAUGCGUCGGCGCCUUAAUAAUGAACCACCACUCUAUAUAGACGUGUUUCCAUACACUAAUUGGAUCAUGAAUGUCAUAACUGCGCACCAUCUUCCUAAGCCAUAUCCUCAAAAUUUUAAGCUGGUUGACGCAGGGCCAGGGAUUGGCAUCAAUAAAUCGUAUUUAAGAAAAAGACGCAAACAGAAGUCUGGAUGGCGCGGUCGUACAUUUAUGAAUGGUAACUUUUGCUUCAGGAGUAUGAGACAUCAAAAGCGUGCUUCUUUUUUCUAUUCCGAGAAAUUUUCUGUGACGGCUGAUCCUCCUGCUAAACUACAUGUUAUAUUGAAAAUAUCUGCUGGUAUCGACUGCACAAUAGUGUGUGCUCGUCUAACUAUGCCCAAUCGGAUUUCGAAGCCCACUAUAGCAGGCGUUGGAGGAUAUAACCUAACUAUAACAUUCAACACAGAGUGGUUCCCAUACUCAUUUUUCUUUUCAUUAGCGCUUGAUGGGAAGAAUACUACUCAGGCAGAUAGACAAGCAUGGAUGAAUGAACGCUCUUCUGGUUUCUGGUAACAUGUGCCUAGUGUAUUAAUAAAAUCAUUUCAUAUUA
Molecule: messenger RNA, 1048 nt
Organism: Spodoptera litura
Lineage: Eukaryota; Metazoa; Arthropoda; Insecta; Lepidoptera; Noctuidae
Biological process (GO): proteolysis
Molecular function (GO): serine-type endopeptidase activity
Source: RefSeq, a predicted model, not a curated record